Aricia agestis (brown argus) is the source of this 2674-nucleotide messenger RNA. RefSeq lists its product as uncharacterized. Bases 218 to 1249 code for a protein of 343 amino acids. Lineage: Eukaryota; Metazoa; Arthropoda; Insecta; Lepidoptera; Lycaenidae. The transcript has 7 exons. The record is from RefSeq and is a predicted model, not a curated record.
CGAAUAAAGGUCGAAUUUUCCCCGCGGAGAACGUCCACAAGUCACUUUUUUGUGCCGCAUUUCGGAGCUGGGAGUUGUUUGACUCUGUAGUCUGUAGUCUUACGGCGAUCGUCGCGCGAGGAGGACGCGUGUGUUGUGUGCCAACUGUGUGAUUUAUAUUCGGAUCAUGUGUUGUGGUAACUAUGACCGGUGAAACUUAACUGUAGUGUGGAGGGUGAUGCACUUGCGCGGUCUGCUACAGACAAAAGCGGCCGACAUGAGAGGACAACCGGUUUGGACGACGUCCCCACCUGGCGAGCCACUGGUCCGCGCGCCGGUGGGCAAGCCGCGAUGUCCGCCCGCCAUCUCGCGCCUCCGCGUGGAGAAGGUGGAGGGCGGGCUGGCGGUCGCCGGCGUGGUCGUCGCCGCCAACUGCCAGAUCAUCCUGCCGAUAUUCGGCUUCCUCUUCAUGCUGGUCGGAUGCGUGCUUACAGCGGCGUCGUACCGCGGCUGCGGCGAGAACGAGGAGCCCGACCACUACGCGGCGCGGAUCGCCUUCACUGGCAACUCCCGAGUCCUGGGACCCGUGUGCAUCGUCGCCGGGGCGCUCAUGACGAUAGCAGGAAUCGUUCUGUGCAUGCUGAUGCGCGCCGCACAACGCCGACAGAGAAGGUUGGCCUACCACUGUCCCAUACACGGGGACUUCUACCCCCUGAGCCCCCAGAAUACUAGAAAAUAUUCCCGUAGCCCACGAGGCCUAUGGCGCUGGCUGCGUGGAUGGCUGGGCAUGGUAGAGGAGGGUGAAGCACCCCGCUGCCCGCGCUACACCGAGCCCGCCUCGCCGGCCCGCGCGGACGCGCCCUGCCCGCCCCCAUUACCCUUCUUAGUGCCUAGCGAUUCUGUUGUAGGUAUGGCGUCGGUUUUGGGGGCGCCGUUAAGUCCUGAACAAACAUUUGGCUCGAUAAAGUCGCUCGCGAUAUCGCGAGAGGUGGCGAGUUUCCCGCUAUCUCGAUCACCAACACCUCCGCCUCUAAGCUACCCUACAUUCUCUGACGAAACAAAAAUAAUUGAGAGCAUACCGAACGCGGUGCCCAAACGGUCAGAGUUCGAGUACGGGUCGCCGUGCAACUACCGCGUGGUGGAGUGCAAGUACACCACCACGGACGAGAUCCGCCGCAGCGCGCCCACCACCGCCAGCGUCCACGUCACAGACAACAGGCAGCGCCCCGCCACGGUCUGUGUCGCCAUACCCGACGAGGGCAAAGGAUAAAAAAAAACUCCAAACGAUUGUGUUCCUCUUUAUGUUUGUCGGAUAUUGGAAUAGGUUCGAAAGUGAUAGUGUUUCGGUUCGAGUACAGACGGCCUCGUUCGCUACGGACUACGGAGUCGCCGAAGUGACCAUUCCAUCUGACCGCAGAACUUUGUGAUUUAUUAUAAUCAUAAUUUAAAAAUGUACUUUUAAAUUAUAAAUAUAAUCUGCUCAAACUAUCACAUUGGUCUUCCGAUAGAGCUCACGUGUAACAAAAUAACACCAUUGGAUACUGUUUAAAAUUAAUAUAUUAUAUGUCAUAAAAGUUUUAAUAGACGUGCAUUUAAUACUGGAAGUCAACUCAAUUCUGCAAAUAACACUAGACUCUACCAGUACGUACUUUAUUUUUAUGUCCAUCAAUGUAAUAAAAUAUAAUAGGUAAGUAGUACUCUACUUAUACAUCACUUCAAAGCAAUAAAAUGUUACCUCUGUAUAUAUUACAGCUUGUAAAAUUAAUGUUGUGCUAUUAAAUACUGCUGCUCACUUAUAUUUAAUUAAGAUGUAAUUCAUAAGUAUAGUAUGUUUGUUUAUUUUGUUUAAUAUCCUGCCAAUGUAUUGUUAUUUUGCCGAGAACCAGUACCGCGUUCCGAGUAGAACGUGUGUUUACAGUGUACCUUGCUUUAUGAAAUAUUUAUAAUAUUAUAGACCUAAAAUAAUAUGUUAAUUAAGGCAAUAAAUGUUUUUUUUUUUUCGUUAUUGUUAAUCCUAGCUAGGUCCAUUCAUUUGAUUGCGUCAAACGUUAAAAACUUACAGUUGCGCUAGUGUUGACUGUCGAUCUAGUCUUCAGCCUAAAUAUUCAAUGGUAUUUUUGUUAAAAUAUUGUUGUUUCUUUUUCGAAUGAGAUAACAUAGUAUACAUUUUUCAAUUACAACCAUACUUGAAACGUAGACAUUAAUCUGAAAUGUGAUAAUAUAUAAUAUUAUAUUGAUUUAUUAUCUCAUGCACCUGAAUCGUAGCUUGCAUUAUUACCUACUUACCUAAUUGAAUUCGUAAGUAUUGUUAAAGGUGCUCUCACACUGCCGUUAGGUAUCGUUAUGUAGUUCACUUGGAUAAAAAAAAAACUUCAGCGGGCUUGGUUUCAAUGAAACCGACUACUAUUAACAUGGGAGGCAUUGUUAUUAGAUAAUUUUACACUAUAAUAUUGUAAGCAACUAGUUAGACAAUAAUAACGUAAUUUUUUGACUACCAAAACACGUUGAUUAUCAUCUUCGUAACGGUAAAGUUAAGUGGAAUAUAAUUCGUUACUUAUAACUGCCGUGUGGAAGCACCCCAUUAUCUGGAAUAGCCAAGAUGGUUGCCAAAACACAACUCAUGACGUCCACGGAUAGGGUUAGUGUCAUCAUUUCUGUUGAAACGUGCUCAUAAGAGACAAUUCCAUAGUAGAUA